Messenger RNA from Didymosphaeria variabile, 1695 nucleotides. RefSeq lists its product as uncharacterized. The record is from RefSeq and is a predicted model, not a curated record. The transcript has 3 exons. Gene Ontology annotation, molecular function: amidase activity; fatty acid amide hydrolase activity. Gene Ontology annotation, biological process: fatty acid catabolic process. NCBI's taxonomy places the organism in Eukaryota, Fungi, Ascomycota, Dothideomycetes, Pleosporales, Didymosphaeriaceae. Bases 1 to 1695 code for a protein of 564 amino acids.
AUGGGCCUCUCAGAAUACCGGCAACACAGGCGUGACUGUGAGCGCAAGCAAUCCGAACGCUCCUCCAAGAUCGCGACCCUCCCGAAAACGUAUCUGUACCCUCUCUCCCCGGAAGAACGCACUAUUCUCGGCAAGCCAAUCCAGGACCUUGUCCAGGAUGUACAUACACAGGUCACUGAUCCGGUCGACAUCUUGCGUGCCUACGGCAAGGUAACACUGAAGGCGCAGGAGAAAACAAAUUGUGUGACAGAGAUCUUGUUUCCCGAAGCGGAGAAGUGGGCACAGAAUGAGAUAAACCUCAAGGGCCCGCUGGCUGGUAUACCAGUGUCGUUGAAGGAUUCGAUACAGGUUAAAGGCUUUGAUAUUUCGAUUGGAUUCUCGCGACAUACUGGGAAACCGUAUGCCAAGGACGGACCUCUUGUGCAGUUGCUGAAGGAAGCCGGCGCCAUACCUUUUGUAAAGACAAACCUACCCAUCACUCUAUUGUCUUUCGAAUCGACCAAUGACGUCUGGGGUCGCACCACCAAUCCUCAUAACAAUAAUUACUCGCCGGGCGGGUCUACAGGAGGAGAGUCAGCACUGCUCGCUUUCGGCGGCAGCCGCAUCGGCAUUGGCUCGGACGUCGCAGGCUCAGUGCGAGUCCCCGCGCACUUCUCGGGUUGCUACUCUCUACGUUGUUCAACCGGCCGAUGGCCAAAGAUCGGUAUGAAUACGAGCAUGUUUGGCCAAGAAGCCAUACCCAGCGUUUUCAGCCCAAUGGCUAGGACGCUGAACGAUCUGACCUACUUCUCCCGCAGCCUCAUCCAAAUGAAGCCCUGGAGGCUCGAUUAUACGGUCCACCCGCUGGAGUGGAGAGACAACAUCGAAGAAGAGUACAGAGCAAAGAAGAAACUGAGAGUGGGUGUUUUACGUACCGAUGGUGUUGUAGACCCUGCUCCAGCAUGUGCCCGCGCUCUCGACGAAGUUGCUUCUGCCCUCGCCGCCGAAGGCCACGAGGUAUACGAUGUGAACCCGCCGUCGCCCUACGAGGCUCUCCAACUCGCAUCUCAGCUCCUGCUCAGCGAUGGAGGCAACACCUUCCUAUCUGGCUUCCGCACCGGCGAAUGGAACGACCCUGGCGCGAAGCAAAUGGUUUAUUACAUGCAACUGCCACAACCUAUCAAGUACGUUUAUUAUCUCUGGGUGAAGUACAUCAAGCGCGAUCACAUCUGGGCCGGUCUGCUGCGGGACUGGCAUCCGAAGUCUGCGUAUGAGUACUGGCAACUGGCAGGUAAGCGGGAGGUGUAUAAAGCCAACUUCUUCCAAUGGUGGAACGAUGAGGCAAGGAUGGAUGUCAUGAUUACGCCACCGAACGCUACACCUGCUGUGCCGCAUGAUGGUAUGCAUGAUGCGGUCAGCAGCUGUGGCUAUACCUUCUUAUUCAACCUGCUGGACUACACUGCUGGCGUUUUGCCUGUGACUCAUGUCGACCCAGCAAGAGAUCAACUACCGGCUACCUUCAACUUUAAGCAAUUGAACGGCGUAGCUAAGGGCGCGUAUAAACAUUACGAUGCUACAAAAAUGGCGGGCCUUCCUGUUGGUGUACAGGUGGUAGGACGGAGGCUGGAGGAGGAGAAAGUACUCACGAUUAUGGAGCGGGUUGAGGAUGCGCUUGACAGGCAUGGUGGUCGGUAUCAGUUACUUGAGGUCGAUUAG